This is a messenger RNA of Rubroshorea leprosula, 1055 nucleotides long. Lineage: Eukaryota; Viridiplantae; Streptophyta; Magnoliopsida; Malvales; Dipterocarpaceae. The record is from the annotation of a GenBank genome assembly.
AUAUCCAAAUCUAUCUUCUUUCCUUCUCUUCACCUAAUUUGGGCUCUUUUUGAAGCUCCCAAUCCACAAAUUCUAAGUAACUUCCAAAAUUUCACAUUUAAGGACCUGAGAUGUGAAAUCUAAUCUAAUGGAAGAAAAUCUUCCACAAUCUAAGAUAAACCACAAAUCCUCACCCAAUUGGCAUCAUCAACAUUCCCAAACAAUAAAGACAAGAUGCAAUCAACUGUCAUCCGGUUAUAAGCCUUCCUCUGCUCCUCCUUCCACACCCAUUUCACUUCUGCCGGAAAAAGCUUCGACAAUGGCGGCAGAGAUGGCCCUCGUAAAACCCAUUUCCAAAUUUAACACCACCACCACACCAAAGCUGAGCAACCCAAGACCCACUAGGUUCACCACCGUCAGAAUGACAGCUACCGCGCCGCAGAAGGCUGGGAAGCCGAGCAAGAAAGCUGCCAAAACCGCAAUCAAGGAGACCCUUCUGACGCCGAGGUUUUACACCACAGAUUUCGAUGAAAUGGAGACCCUUUUCAACACUGAGAUCAACAAUAACCUCAAUCAGUCGGAGUUCGAGGCUCUGUUGCAGGAAUUCAAGACGGAUUACAAUCAGACCCACUUCGUGAGGAACAAGGAGUUCAAGGAAGCCGCCGACAAGAUGCAGGGGCCGUUGAGGCAGAUUUUUGUUGAAUUCUUGGAGAGGUCUUGCACUGCUGAAUUCUCUGGCUUUCUUCUCUACAAAGAGCUUGGAAGGAGGCUCAAGCUCCAGCUGAAGAAGAAGAAGAACCCAAGUUUCUUAUUCCCAUUCCCAAACCAUAACACAACGCGUCUCCUUUCCCCCACGGAUGAUCCGGAAAUGAAUCAAUAAACAACCACUCAACCCAGAAAUGCUAUCAAAAUCAUAAAUUUCCUGAGAUUAUAGAAGAAACAAUGGAGAUGGGACACCCGGUUAGAAAGUUUUGGGUCCAUAAAUUCCCACAUCGGAAGUUAGUAUGCUGUUCGAGUACUUUAUAUAGAUAAGUUGUCCUUUUUCAUCUGCUCAUUAAUAUAAGAAUAAUAAGACA